AUGGCCCGACCAGUCUUCGGCUCUCCCUGCAAGGGACCCAAAGAAGACACGCACCAAUACUACUCUAGAAGAACGUCGGGGUCGUUCUCGUUGGCAGACUCUGGUAAGGUGGCGGGGGCGUGUUUUCAGGCGGAGGUCGAAUUUUAUAUUCAAACUCCGACAUGUACUUAUCCCGUGACGCCCCAACUGGACGUCGCACUUCCACCUUCGACCAUCGCUCUCGUGGCGUCUUCAACCUCAAACUUCAACCGCAUCUACUACUACAACAUGGCCUCGCUAUCCAGCAUCAACGAAGACUGCGUUCUCGAGAUCAUAUCUUGGCUCGACGGAGCCUCCUGCGGGUCACUUUCUCGGACAUCGAAGAAAAAUGCCCGAGUGACGAGAUGCCGGCGCUUCGAGUCGGUAACGUUUGGAAGUAUUGAUGGAAUUGUCGACGGAGACACAAUCAAGGCCUACUGUGCAUUCGUAUUCGAGCACGACCUCGCCAGCUACAUCAAGCGCAUCACCGUAGGCGAGAACAGGCCAGAUACCACCGGAGACUGCAAACCCGUCGAAGAACCUGCGUCCACUCUCAUUAUCGAUCCGCGUCUUUUUCGUCUGCUCCAAAAACUCAUCGUUGUUUCUGAGAAUCUGCAGUCGUUUGCGUUCAACUGUGGUGGAAAGAGCACGACGGAGUUUAUGUGUCUCCCGGGAGUCUCUAAAGCUCUGGGUGCUCGUUCGCUCUCGAGCCUGACUUUAACAGGAGCAACUGCUCCAGCUAUCAAUGCUCUCUCGUGUCUCUCCUCUCUACGGAUCCUUCGCCUCGUCAUGGCGACUAGCUGUACUCCAGGGGAACAAGCUCCAGCUCAGGUCACCACGCUCCUGCGAGCCUCCUCUUCUACAUUAACCCAUCUUACUCUUUCUUUCCCGGACUGUGUCUGGGGUUCUGAGUUGUUUACCUCGAAAAGGAUCAUCUUCCCUCGGGUCCAGUCGCUCACUUGGCGCGUAGAGAGCCUUGUCAAGCCGUCACCCCCUGCUCUUCACCAGGUCUUCCCAAACCUACGAAGUCUCUCGACCCACUCCUCCUUCCUCGCGCGCAAACCGUUACAGACCGAUUUCACCCCCGCAAUCCGAUCGCCGUUGGCCGUGACAGCAGACUCGAAACUAGCUGAGGCCUACGCUCGUCUAGGCGGCCUCGAGCAUGCGUACCCCACCGACGGCGAUCCUCCCUUGGCUUGGACGCAAGAGCUCCAGAUCCCACUCGAGAGCCUCUGUGUGCCCGCGAAUUUUUUUAUCCCGAAAUGCAAGAUCCCCUGGGCUGGCGUCGCAGGGCUCAGGUUCCUCCAAAUCAAUGACAUACCGAGGAAUUUUAAGAAAUUCGGGCGUAAAUCGAACGCUUUCUUGACCAUCCUUGACCAACAAGUAUUCCCGCGCCUGUCGUACCUCUGCCUCUGCAGGCAUGCGAUCGUCAACAGAUCCGAAGAAGACUCCUGGACGUCGAUGAUGCUGAACAGACUCUCCGGACCCUCAGGACGACCACUACACCGAACAACCUUCACGCUGGAGGUACGAUCCAUUGAUAAUAAGACCGGCGAGCUAAUCGAGUGGUCCUGGUUCGAGGUCGUCGAUGGCGAGUGGAGAUUGCUGGAAGAGGACGAGGGGCUCGCUAGGCGGGAGGAGCUUGUUGGGAAGGCUCAUUUUUUGGCCUAG
Stereum hirsutum FP-91666 SS1 is the source of this 1689-nucleotide messenger RNA. RefSeq lists its product as uncharacterized. The record is from RefSeq and is a predicted model, not a curated record. The transcript has 6 exons. Bases 1 to 1689 code for a protein of 562 amino acids. Lineage: Eukaryota; Fungi; Basidiomycota; Agaricomycetes; Russulales; Stereaceae.